AUGCCAACUGCAAUUCGUCCGAAGCCCAAAAGAAAUUGUCUACACCGAGGAACAAACUAUGUCUUCCCAAAACGUUCUCAGGAUGUCGAGGACCAAACGGACGAUCAGCAAUCGGAAGAACUCAGUGAGCCAAUUAGCUCAAAACGACAACUGAAAAGAAAGAGCACAUAUAAAAAGAGGACAAGUCGGGUGACUUUUACUGAUGAACAAAACCAAUUGCUCUUGGCGGUGUUCAAUGAGAACCCCUAUCCAUCAAUAGAUCAGCGGAACAAGUUGGCUGAUGAGAACAAUCUAACCGAAAGCCAGAUUGUCUACACCGAGGAACAAACUAUGUCUUCCCAAAACGUUUUUUCUACAUCGAUUGCCAGAAGAACUCGCAAGGCUCCUGCUCCUGAUGCAUCAAAAGGACCCAAUUCAAAAAGAAGAGCACUUGCUGAUUCUUCACAAUCGGAGCCGGAAGUGGAUCUUCGUGAGUCAAGACACAAAAGAGGAUCCGUGAGAUGUGUUACUUAUAAUGAUAGUGACUCUGAUUUUGAUGACAGUCCAGUUAAGAGGAAAUCUAGAAACACCCGCAAAAACAAGGCUGAUUCUAAAAAAGAUAUGCUCAUUUGGCUCCAGGACACGCUUCUUUCACCCCAACACGCUAAUUCGAGUACAGUGGCACCUCGUCGACGCUUGAGAUCUGCUGAUGCUUCAACAAUCAUCCAACGAGGCACAGGAACCCAAGGAACUCCAGCGACGUCAACGACAAAUCAGAUAGCUUCUCGACGUCGUUCUCCAACAGGACGUUCUACUGCCCUAGUUGCUCUACGUCGACGCUUGACGCCUACGUCAAGAAUGAUCCCAUUCGGUUGUCCUUGUAGAAGAUAUUCAAAAGAUUAUGCCAAGCGAUCUUCAGAAGUAGCAGCAGCUUCGACUACUCUAGCUUCGUCUGGUGGUCGUGGCCGUGGAAGAGUGGCUACAGAAGCAACCACAGGUCGUGCCCAAGGAAUGCCUCGACAGCCCCAAGUAGCCGUGGAAGAGGAAAAUCGUCAGCCACCAAUGCACCAACCAUCACUCGCAAACGUGGCAGCCAAAUCAGUUCCAGCACCGGGGCAUGACAAGAAGCGGAAUACGAUUAUAUAA
Messenger RNA from Caenorhabditis briggsae, 1125 nucleotides. Lineage: Eukaryota; Metazoa; Nematoda; Chromadorea; Rhabditida; Rhabditidae. The transcript has 8 exons. Gene Ontology annotation, molecular function: DNA binding. The record is from RefSeq and is a predicted model, not a curated record. The coding region runs from base 1 to 1125 and encodes 374 amino acids.